AUUUCUUUGUUUCAGAAUCUGAGGUCCAAAUAAAAGUAGCGAAACCAUCUAGCUGCAACAACUGGGUGCACCGAAGUGUACGAUAAUUUCCUACCUUCUCGUCUGGAAUAACGCCGCACCGUCAGCUACAGAAACGGGCGAGGGUGGAAGAACCGAAGAUGACAUCAGAAUUCUCUUCGUCGAACGCACUAGAAACAUAACCGUUUUAAAUUAACUCGUGACAGUGUGAGAGUGAACUUAAAAUGGGACCUUUCAUGCUACAACUCCUCUAUUAUUCAUUUAUGCACGGAAUUUGUUCAGUAUCAAGCAGCAUAGGCAGUCCCGCGCAAGGACUAAAGUGGGUGCGUGUGUCGGUGCCACAAUAUCGCGCGCCUGGCGAAACCGCUACAUUACGGUGCGACUACGACCUCGGUAAUGACACAUUAUAUGCAGUCAAGUGGUACAAGGAUCAUGAGGAGUUCUACAGGUACGUGCCAAAGGCGAGGCCGCAGAAGAACUGGUACAAGGUGGAAGGAGUGCACGUCGAUCUGCUGUGUCUGGUUGGUGUUAGCUAAUGACGUAGACAUGGAGAGUGUACAAAACAUAUCGGUCACGUAACUACCGGUUCAGGAGU
Acanthoscelides obtectus is the source of this 613-nucleotide messenger RNA. The record is from the annotation of a GenBank genome assembly. NCBI's taxonomy places the organism in Eukaryota, Metazoa, Arthropoda, Insecta, Coleoptera, Chrysomelidae.